Letharia lupina is the source of this 390-nucleotide messenger RNA. RefSeq lists its product as uncharacterized. Lineage: Eukaryota; Fungi; Ascomycota; Lecanoromycetes; Lecanorales; Parmeliaceae. Bases 1 to 390 code for a protein of 129 amino acids. The transcript has 2 exons. The record is from RefSeq and is a predicted model, not a curated record.
AUGCACCAACCAAUCCUCCUCACCUUACUCCUCGCCGCCUCCGCGCACGCAGCCACCAAAUACAUCUUCACCUCGGCGAUUCCCAUCGUCGAAACCCCCCUCCUCGUCUCCGCUCCAUCCGCAUCCACCACCAUCAUCGUCCCCGUCUCCUCCAGCGCCCCCUCCGCCAGCUCAUCGCUCGUCUACACCAGCGAAGUCGCCCCGUUCCCCACAGCGGCGGGAACCGGCGCCUCGGCCCCUGUGGGCACGGGCUCUGGCUCUGCCUCCGCGACCGGCACCGGCGCUCCCAUCACCCCGGCCAUUCCGUACAAGGGCGCCGCGGCGAGGAAUACGGGCACUCUGUUCGGCGGUGUCGUGGCUCUCGGCGCCGUCGCGUUGGCCCUGUGUUAG